Molecule: messenger RNA, 915 nt
Organism: Vicia faba (fava bean)
Lineage: Eukaryota; Viridiplantae; Streptophyta; Magnoliopsida; Fabales; Fabaceae
Source: the annotation of a GenBank genome assembly
AUGAGUUCUACGAAAACAAAAAAGAAGCAAACGACAGGAACAACAAGCGAAACGACAACACAAGAACAGCAACAAACGGCAUGGGGAGGAAGAUACCUCGGAGUCCGAAGAAGACCAUGGGGAAGAUACGCCGCUGAGAUUCGCGAUCCUUCGACAAAAGAACGACACUGGUUAGGAACAUUCGACACUGCUGAAGAAGCUGCUUUGGCUUACGACAGAGCCGCACGUGGCAUGCGUGGCUCACGUGCUAGAACCAAUUUCGUUUACGCCGAUACACCUCCCGGUUCUUCUGUUACUCCGAUCCUCUCCCCCGACCAACAACAUCAACAAGAACAAGCUUUUCAUGAACUCUCCUUUGUUCUUCAACAUGAACCGUUUCCGGUUCAACAUAACCCGGUUCAGUCUCUCGACUCGGUUUCUUUCGUAACAUCAACCGGUAAUUACGGUUACGGUUAUGGUGAGGAAAACAAUAAUAUUAAUUUUAAUAAAUAUAAUCUUCCUCCUCAUGUUCCUCUUGCUACAUUGGAAGCUAGUAUUAAUAAUAACAAUAAUAAUAAUAAUAAUAAUAAUAAUAAUAAUAACAAUAAUAAUAAUAAUAAUAAUGAAAAUUCUUAUUUUAACCAACAAGUGUUUUUUGAGGAUGUUGUUGUUAGUAGUAGUAGUGACACCAAUAGCAUUGAGCUUCCGCCUUUGCCGCCGGAUAUAACUAGCUCGGCGUGUUAUGAUCAGGCGUUCAACGGUGGUGAUCAUGAUCACGGGUAUUAUUAUUCAUCAUGGGAGCAGAAUGUUGGAGGAGAUUGUUAUAAUAAUCAAAUGUUGGGUUCGAAUGUUGGAGGUGUCGGAGUUACGGAGAAUAAUGUUAUGGCAAGUUCUAUUGAUGGUUUUGAUUUCGGAGGCUCUUCAUUUUUCUUCUGA